This is a messenger RNA of Pimephales promelas (fathead minnow), 1649 nucleotides long. The record is from RefSeq and is a predicted model, not a curated record. NCBI's taxonomy places the organism in Eukaryota, Metazoa, Chordata, Actinopteri, Cypriniformes, Leuciscidae.
UAGUGUCUGUUUCAAAUUUUAAAGUAACUUGGGUUUUGGUUAGUGUUUGUUUAAUAGGCUAUAGAUUAGUGAUAAAUAGAUUUACCGGUAAUAGGUAAUAUUGAGGUAAAAUUGUAAAAACACAUUUUAACACAUCCUCAUCCAUUUUAAAAUCUUUAGUUACUCUACCAACACAUCCAUUAUUUUGCAGCUUAUGACAUUUCCUGCUUGCCAUGAGUUUUGCAUUUGACCAGAAUCAUUUAUAAAAAGUAAUUUUCCUUACCCCCAAUCCCCCCUUUUAAACACAUUUUUAAACUUUCACCCAAAUUGGUUGCUUCACCUUAUACAGAUAAAGUCCCACCCAGCUAAAAGGAUCUCCACCUCUGCUUGCAUAAACCAGACACAUUGUGAGAUAUUGGAGUAGUUUAAGCUACACAUUUCCUGGUUGUUUCUUGUUCAAAAGCCAGCGUGAGAGAUUUUAUUAUACCAUUGAUAAAAUGGCUGUUGUGUGGUUGGUCUUGAGUCUCUUCCUCUUGGGUUCAGCUGAAGCUGGGAAACUGUUGGUUAUUCCAUCAGAUGGCAGUCACUGGUUAGGGAUGAAGCCUAUUGUGGAGGAGCUGGGGAGGAGAGGAAACCAGGUGGUGGUCGUCAUCCCAGAGGCGAGUCUGAGUAUGGGUCCUUCACAGAAUACCACCACUCUGACAUAUCCAGUGAACUACACUAAGGAUGAAUUAGAAGCAGACUUAGCAGAUCAAUUAAACACAAUUCUAAGUAUUGAUAUGUCGACAGACCUGGCCAAGUUCCAGGUGUUCAUUAUUUCACUGGAUAUUCUUCAAAGCUUCAUAGUGAGGAACGCAGAGGGUCUGCUCUUCAACAGGGACUUGAUGAAGAAACUACAAGAUUACAAUUUUGAUGCUAUUCUCACAGAUCCAUUUGAGCCCAUUGGAGCUAUAGCUGGUGAAUAUCUCUCAGUUCCAGCUAUUUAUAUGCAAAUAAACCUUCCUUGUGGUGUGGACGCUCUCGCCAGUCAAUGUCCAGUUCCAGCCUCUUAUGUUCCACAGCCUUUAACUCACUUUACUGACCACAUGAGUCUUUGGCAAAGGAGUGUGAACCUGGUAAGGACUCUCCUGCAGGCCAUGGCUUGCAGACAUUUGUUUACUUGUGCAGAUGAGAUCGCCUCACGUCUACUGCAGAGAAAGGCAUCGAUGGUUGAGAUCAUGAGCCGUGCAGCUCUCUGGUUUAUGCGAUUCGACUUUGCCUUGGAAAUCCCACGACCGUUGAUGCCUAACAUGAUUAUGAUUGGAGGAAUGGCAACCAAGAAACCAAAACCAUUGUCACAAGUAAGCUCCCAUAAUUACAUUUGCAUGCUUGCAUGGAACUCCAAUUGCGUCCACUACGAGUACCCACUAUGCCACAACGAGCUCAGCCGACUCCAGAGGUUCGAAGGGGGCCCCAACCAGCCCUUCGAGAACCACUACCAGGUCCCAUGUGGGACCUCUAGUAUGGUCUCAUCCUCCGAGGUCUCAUCCUCCGAGCCCCACAGAGGAAACAUACGACCAGCUGAUGUCUCCCAAAAGAGAGUGGAAAGCUGCAAUGGCAUCCACCCCAAUUUUGAGAGCCCGAUGUACGGUCUCCCCUCACAUGGCAAAUCCAGCGAGGGCUUGAUGUGA